This is a messenger RNA of Melitaea cinxia (Glanville fritillary), 462 nucleotides long. RefSeq lists its product as uncharacterized. The transcript is spliced from 3 exons. NCBI's taxonomy places the organism in Eukaryota, Metazoa, Arthropoda, Insecta, Lepidoptera, Nymphalidae. The record is from RefSeq and is a predicted model, not a curated record. The coding region runs from base 1 to 363 and encodes 120 amino acids.
AUGGCCAAGGAACUCGUACCCAAGUAUGAUCCGAACACUGAGGCGUUCCAGGCGCGAGCUCAGUGGAAGAAAGUGGAUAAUUGUCGGAAACAGUGGAUUGAGAGGUGGAGCUGGUUACUGGAUGAAAGAAAACAGGCUCAGAUCGAAGCGGAUGCGAUCCGUCAGGAGGUUGCCACUGUUUUGCCACAUGUCACGGGCAAAUUGGAAUCCACGAAAUCAUUGAAACCAGUGCCCAUCGUAUCGUCGGGCAUUAUCGGCUGGCUAGCUGCCAAACCGGACUGCCAGUUAGAAAUUUACCCGUCAUGGAUUACCAAAAUUCCUUUAAGACUUCCAGAUGCCUGGGAUGACAAAAACUAUACCUAAGAAGAUCAUUAAUGUUUGAAAAAUAUACUUUCAUUUUAAUUUCCUGUUUCAAUAAUUUAAUUGUUAAAUUACGCAUUUUAAUAAAAUAUUCAUUUAGUC